Messenger RNA from Cavenderia fasciculata, 1140 nucleotides. RefSeq lists its product as uncharacterized. Bases 1 to 1140 code for a protein of 379 amino acids. The record is from RefSeq and is a predicted model, not a curated record. NCBI's taxonomy places the organism in Eukaryota, Evosea, Eumycetozoa, Acytosteliales, Cavenderiaceae. The transcript has a single exon.
AUGGAAGUUAAUAACAAUAACAAUAAUAACAAUAUUAGUCAAAGACUUUUGGACGAAACAGUUAACGUACUUGAAUGGUUGCAAGAAAAUCAGAUCAAGACAUCACCAAUCCAAAGUCUAGACUCUCCAAAAUUACUCAACACAUUCAUCAAUCAUGCAUUAAUACUUGUAAAUGGGCCUACCUCUGACAUAUUGAAGCAAGUUCCUGUCCUCUUCAAUGAAGUCCAAUCUCUCAUUCGAGAACUCAAUAAAGAGUUGAAUGAAAUUGAUGAGUUAUCUGGACAAGUAGAGGAUCUAGCAAAAGAAUUGGCCAAGUCAAUUCAAGAUUUCCAGCAUCUAGCCCGAGUCAUCCUACCAGAGAUCAAAAGAUUGACCAAAUUCAACCUUACUUUUAAAGACAUCCUUCAAAAGGAUGGAGAAAUUGAUGGAAGCAAGAAAGUUUCUCUUUCCACAUCUCUAAAUUACCUUAAGUUUUUAUCAGACAAGAUUUCACAAAAAGCUAUAGAGACAGCUGCUAUUAGUGAUGCAAAUCUUGUUUGUGUAAAAGGAAUAGAAAAGGAAGCAAAGUCUAAAAAACAAAUAUACAAGGAGAGACUAGAGUCUUUUUUAGCCACCUAUCCCAAAAUAGCUACCGCUCUUUGUGGAUUGUCAUCAGGUGGUGCAAUUUUAGGAUUUUGUUCGGGUGAAGUUGGCUUGUCCCUUUUGGCUCUUGUAAGUGCCAAUCCGAUUGCACUGGUCCUAAUUUCUGCUGGACUGGGGGGUCUGGCGGUUGGGACUCUAGCAUGGAUGGUUCUCAACAUGUACAACACCCAAAACCGAAAGGCUUUGGACAAAAUCACUCGUGUUCUCGUCUCUAUCGAAAUGAUCAAGAAUAUAAAUGAAACUGUAAAGCAGACUUGUAGACAGGUAAUUGAACUAGAUAGUAGCAUACAAAGCAAUUUGGAUGACAUUUUACUAUCCUUGGUGGAUCAAUACUAUCGUAAACAUAAUCGAGAAGUUUUCGAUGAACUUGAUGAGAACACCAAAGCUCUCAUCCAAAACCUUUCUAAUAUUGCUAUUCUUCAAGUUUUGGAUAUUCUUCCUCAACAAAAAUCUGUUGGAACAAUCAAGAAACAUGCCUUAAUAACAACCUCUCAUUAA